Molecule: messenger RNA, 1939 nt
Organism: Lates calcarifer (barramundi perch)
Lineage: Eukaryota; Metazoa; Chordata; Actinopteri; Centropomidae
Product: histone H3.3A
Exons: 4
Coding region: 185-595 (136 amino acids)
Cellular component (GO): nucleosome
Molecular function (GO): DNA binding; structural constituent of chromatin; protein heterodimerization activity
Source: RefSeq, a predicted model, not a curated record
UUAGAAGUGACCACCACAUUAAAUGUUGUGAACACCGUUGCAUUGUGGGACCGAUGAUUGACGCGGCGGCCAUUUUCCCGCUGGACGCUGCUUCCCAUUGUGGAUACGAAGAAGAAAAUAGAGAGAAGCGAAAACAUUUCUCACGACUUCUGCUCACUUUUCCCCUAGGUGAACUUUAGAAGCCAUGGCUCGUACCAAGCAGACCGCCCGUAAGUCCACUGGAGGCAAAGCCCCACGUAAGCAGCUGGCCACGAAGGCUGCUCGUAAGAGCGCCCCAUCCACUGGUGGAGUGAAGAAGCCCCAUCGUUACAGGCCCGGUACUGUGGCUCUGCGUGAGAUCCGUCGUUACCAGAAAUCCACUGAGCUGCUGAUCCGCAAGCUGCCCUUCCAGCGCCUGGUGAGAGAAAUCGCCCAGGACUUCAAGACUGAUCUACGUUUCCAGAGUGCAGCCAUCGGAGCUCUGCAGGAGGCCAGCGAGGCCUACCUGGUGGGUCUGUUUGAGGACACCAACCUGUGCGCCAUCCAUGCCAAGCGUGUCACCAUCAUGCCCAAAGACAUCCAGCUGGCACGUCGUAUCCGCGGGGAGCGCGCUUAAAACGCCCUCUCCUCCUCCUCUUCCUCUUUGUCUUUAAUCUUUUCACCUCCUCUUGCCCCCACCCACCCACCCAUCUCUCCGUCCCUCACCUCCCCUCCCUCUCUCCCUGUGUUAGUAGUGUGUAGAGGAAAACUGAUUAUAUUAUGAAUAAAUAAAGUGUAUAGUCGUGUUUUUCUUAGUGCUCUCGGCAGCAGACUUCUAGGGUACUCUCUUUUUGUGCAUGUACCAACUCUUUGGUGAUGAGAUCUCCUCAAGCACACGUCUCCUGGUUUGCACUGUUUCUGCUCUGAUGGGGUGAAGGAUGAUCUGUGGAGGGUUUAAAAAAACAAAAGAUGGUCUAGAACAAUGCAAAUCUGGAAGGGACAGACAGGAGGAGAGGAUGGGUGUUGUCUGCUGGGGGACUCUGGUCUCUCUUUCUGCAGCAAGGUGCUAGAAGAACUCGCCCGGUCCUCUUCUCCUGCUUCCCUGCAUGUGUCUGCCUGAGCGCCGGUUCUGAUCACCACAGCAAAAUUGUAUACAAUCCAUCUGCAUCUUUAGAGAAGUUGAUUUCAGAUUUAUUCCAUAUUAAUCAUCGCUCUCAUCUUGUUAGUUUUUUUUUUUUUUCCUUACAAAUAAGUCUCAUGCACGGGAUUUUUUUCCUCUUCGAAUUGUUUGUGGAUGACAUGGAGAUGGGGGGAUGAAUCAGAUUAAAACACUUGAUAGAGAAUGGAAACAAAAUUAUUUUUUUCUACUGAAAUGUGACGCUACUGACUCGUUUUGGCACCAAAGUUUUGAUCCUCUUGUAGGCGCUCUUUUCCUAACCGACUGACAGGCGUUUAACCUCACCUGUUUGUUGUUGUUCUGUUGUGGUGUUCAAAUUGGUUUCAUCUAAUAAUAAUUUAAAGCCAAAGUUUGGUGAGAGCUCAGUGAUGGUGUCAGAGGUAACUUUUAUAGCAGUGGCUCAUUUUUUUAAAUAAAAGACCUUUUUAUGACAAAGGUUCAUAGAGGUUUGUAAAGUUCUUUAAAAAAAACCAAAAGUUCUCAAAGUGUUAAAAUGAUUUUUUAAAAACAAAGUAACAGAUUAAAAUGUAUUGUAAAUCAGUGUUACAUGACAAAUAACAAUGGUAACGUUUUCUGUAUACGUCCCCCCUGUGCUUCUAUUCUUUUUUCUCCUCCGGAUCAGUUGAUCAUCUGUAUACCGUUUCUCAGGUUGACUUGUCACCCUUUUAACUUAAUUUUUAUUUUUUGCUCAAUUUGAUUUUAUUUUCUUUUUUUGAAAUGUUGAGGAUGAUGUUUCAAUUAAACAAUGUUUGUAAUUUCCAGAUUUGUCAUAUAAGGUGGUAAUAAAUGGAUGUUACACACACA